ACAAUUGGCCAAUAAUACGGUGUUUGUGUGGCUGUUACAACGUGAAAUUUGCAAUAGGAUCGUCUAGUAGAAGGUUGAUGAUUCAAUGACAAAAACCGUGGUCGUCCGGGACUUCUCAUCAGUAGCCUCUGAAUACUCGGUGGGUUGAGACUAAAAAUUUACGAAAUAAAAAAAAAAUAACAUACUGGUGCCUGUGAAAGUGAUCUGUUAGAGAUGUUUCUGCAUUUGAGGAACUUCAAUCCGUUUGCUGUGAACUUCUCGCGGCGUUUCAAGCAUACGGGCAAAGUACUGGCAAUCCGGAGAGAGGAUCAGUCUGUGUGGGAAAGAAGAGCUCCCUUUAAUCCAAGUCAUGUUAAACGCCUCACGAAAAAGGGCAUCAAGGUCAUUGUGCAGCCUUCCAAUCGACGAUCCUACCCAAUGCAGGCAUAUUUGAAUGCUGGAGCUGUGGUUCAGGAGGACAUUAGUGAAGCUUCUGUGAUUUUUGGGGUGAAACAAGUACCUGUAGAUCAGCUAAUUCCCUCAAAAACCUACUGCAUCUUCUCGCACACGAUCAAGGCACAGGAGACUAAUAUGCCCCUGUUGGAUGCUAUCCUGGAGAAGAACAUUCGCUUGCUCGACUAUGAGAAGAUCAUGGACGAAAAUGGACAGAGACUUGUAGCUUUCGGAAAGUACGCCGGCGUAGCUGGAAUGGUGAAUAUCCUGCACGGUCUGGGACUUCGUCUCCUAGCUCUUGGUCACCAUACUCCCUUCAUGCACGUGGGUCCGGCUCACAACUACCGAAAUUCUUCAAUGGCUCGCCAGGCGAUCCGAGAUUGCGGCUAUGAGAUUUCUCUGGGUAUGAUGCCAAGUUCCAUUGGUCCAUUGACUUUUGUCUUCUCGGGGUCAGGGAAUGUUUCUCAGGGGGCACAAGAGGUGUUUGCCGAGUUGCCAAUUGAAUACGUACCCCCAGAGAUGAUACAGAAAGUAUCUGAGCAUGGAAAUCAGAAUAAAUUGUACGGCUGCGAAGUGAGUCGAGCUGAUCACUUGGAACGCCGUGAGGGAGGCGGAUUUGAUCCUCAAGAGUACGAACAGUACCCUGAGCGAUACAUUUCAACGUUCAGUCGAAAGAUUGCACCGUUUGCAUCGGUCAUCAUCAAUGGGAUUUACUGGGCUGUGGGCAGUCCAAAGCUUAUGACCAUUCCCGAUGCCAAGAAUCUUCUCAGGCCUGCCAAUACGCCGUGGUUGCCAACGAGUAGGGGCGCUCCAGCCCUUCCCCACCGAAUGCUGGCCAUUUGUGAUAUCUCUGCAGAUCCAGGUGGCUCAAUUGAAUUCAUGAAUGAGUGCACAACUAUCGACACACCCUUCUGCCUCUAUGAUGCAGAUAGGAAUAAGGAUACAAAGAGUUUCAAAGGUCCUGGAGUACUUGUCUGUUCCAUUGAUAACAUGCCCACACAACUUCCACGAGAAUCAACGGAUUUUUUCGGUGAUCUCCUCUACCCAUUCACAAUGGACAUCUUGCAGAGUGAUGCAACAAAACCCCUGGAUGCUCAUAAUUUCUCCGAACCGGUUUAUGGGGCUUUAAUCACCAGCAAUGGAAGAUUAACGCCCAACUACGAGUAUAUCAGUGAAUUGCGUGAGAGCUCCCGAUCUCGUCACAAGAGUGAAUGCUCCAUGGAGGGAAAAAAGAGUGUUCUGGUCCUAGGAGCUGGCUUUGUGUCAGCACCACUUGUGGAGUAUCUCCAUCGUGAUGAUAAGCUCAGUAUUAGGGUAUGUUCGCAUCUGAAGGAGGAGAGUGAUCGCCUGGCAGAUCGCUAUCCUGGUGUUGACAGCCUAUACCUAGAUGUGCACGAUAAUAAGGAUCAUUUGGCUGAAUUGUGUGCAGAGAGUGAUCUCGUUGUCUCAUUACUGCCCUAUUCCCUCCAUGGACUUGUGGCCAAGCACUGUGUUCAAGGAAAUACUCAUCUGGUCACGGCUAGUUACCUCAAUGAUGAAGUCUCUGCUCUCGAUGAAGAGGCUAAAGCUGCCGGUGUAACUUUGAUGAAUGAAGUGGGGCUUGAUCCGGGAAUUGAUCACUUCCUUGCCCUCGAUUGCAUCCAUAAUGUGCAGAAACAAGGCGGCGUUAUUGAGUCAUUCGUCAGUUACUGUGGAGGUCUUCCAGCACCUGAAAACUCGGACAAUCCCCUGCGGUACAAGUUCUCCUGGUCUCCACGUGGAGCCCUACUCAAUACCUUGUCAGCCGCUAAGUAUAUCAGCAAAGGACAAUUGGUUGAGAUAUCUGGUGGUGGAGAUCUCAUGUCAGCACCGAAGGAUCUGACUUUCUUGCCAGGAUUCGCUCUGGAGGGAUUUCCCAAUCGGGAUUCCACAAAGUAUUCCCAUCUAUAUGGAUUGGGUACGCAGGUUCAUACGUGUCUUCGAGGAACAAUUCGAUACAAGGGAUUCUCGGAGUGUAUCAAGGAAAUGCAACUUCUUGGGCUGAUUGAUACUGAACCACAUACAAUGCUCCAUCCCAAUGGUCCUGAGAUCACAUGGAGACAGUUGAUUGUGAGUCUUUUGGGUCUCACUGACACUAGCAUCUUCUAUGAGAACCUCAAGCAAAAACUGGUCGACAGGAUUGGCAGCAGUGCUGGAAUUGAGCAAUUAGGGCUUUUGGAGGAUAUUCCUGUGAAGAAAAUGGGCACCCCUCUAGACACUCUCAGUCACUAUCUCUCCUCCAAGCUGGCUUUCACGGAAACGGAGCGGGAUCUUGUGAUCCUGCGCCAUGAGGUUGGGAUUCGUUGGAAUGAUGGCCGAAGGGAGGAACGUGGCAUCAAUUUUGUCGUCUACGGGCAGCCUUCUCACAAGGGAGGUCACUCUGCCAUGGCUCUAACUGUUGGAUUCCCAGCUGCUAUUGCUGCCAAGAUGAUCCUCGAUGGUGAGAUUCAACACCGAGGCGUUGUCCUACCCUUUACACCAGACAUCUACCGUGCCCUUUUGACUCGUCUGGAAGCAGAAGGACUUGUGGCUACUGAAACCAGUAAACCCCUCUAAUUCACACCUGUAAGUCUGUUCGAAUGAUACCUGUUGAUGGAAUCAAUUACCUGACUAAAAGUAAUGUAGAUAAGAAUAGGAUUUUUGAAUAAUACUGGUUUUGUCAUUAAAAUUCUCUACUUAAGUUUAUUUCUGUUUUGCAAAGAAAAUUUUGUCUUAGUGCCAUUUUAUUGUUGUAAUUUUGUUGUAAUUUUCAUAGGAAAGUGUUAUAAAAUUUAUAAAAGCAAAGUUUUGGUAAUACUGCAAUAAAUAAUAAAGUAUAUUUGAUUUUAA
This is a messenger RNA of Phlebotomus papatasi, 3279 nucleotides long. It is a transcript of the gene LKRSDH, whose product is annotated as alpha-aminoadipic semialdehyde synthase, mitochondrial. The record is from RefSeq and is a predicted model, not a curated record. Gene Ontology annotation, cellular component: cytoplasm. Gene Ontology annotation, molecular function: saccharopine dehydrogenase activity. Bases 214 to 3006 code for a protein of 930 amino acids. The transcript has 8 exons. Lineage: Eukaryota; Metazoa; Arthropoda; Insecta; Diptera; Psychodidae.